UCAGCGGCAUAGCUUUCCCAUGGGACUGCCAGGGACUUAGAGAGCAGAAAAUAGAAGCAGGGAGAUGCGGGCGGCGAGCGCUGCGCUCCACUCACACAUUUGGCAAAAUGCCCUUGUAGGCUACUUCUCUCACCCUCGAGCUACUCUAGAGCCCUCCCUAAAACUAAUAAGUGAAUUCAACAGACACAACCAAAAACGUGACUGAGUUAAUGGACCGUAUGGCGAGAAGCAAUGAGGUACAUUUUGGUAGAUUUUAUUUGCAAAGAUAUGCGAAAUCUGAGUUUUCAGUCGUGAUGCUCGUUUUACAUCAACAACCUCGAGCGGGAGGAAAUUGACUCUCUACAGACACGCGCGAGCUCUUCUCAGCGUCCAAGCCUGAUGGUGAUUGCUACAGAGGUUCCCGUGCCAGGGCCGAGGCUGAGAAGGCAUGCUCUUGGCUGAGUGUAGUAGCACCAGCAGGCUACUGGAGGCUCUGUGUGGCAGGAGGAGGGUGAUGGUGUCGGUCAUGAAGCUGCCCUGCUCCUUCUACUGCUCCCUCUGGUUCCUCCUGCUCCUGGGGGCCGGGUCCUUACUCCUCCUCAUCCACCUCCAGGACCUCUCAGACAUGCUCCAACAGCAGACCCCAGGUGCAAAGUUGAUGGUUGCUCCAAUGUGGCCCAUUCAAAAGGAGCAGUCCUUUGACAGUGCAGUCGUUAUGGGCAUCGACCUGGGUGGAGGUUUCCAUGGAGCACCAGGGGUAGAGAUGUCCUCUUACCCCAGCCUCCCUAUUCCUAGCCCCAGACAACCUCCAGCCUUCCAGUGGCUGCCCCACCCAGCCACCCCAACCUCUGCGAACCAGCAGGCUGAGAGCACCAGGCAACCGCUCACCAAACGCCACAGGAAGCUGCUGUUAAAGAGCGGGUCUGUAACCCCUAGUGGUGUCCGCUCUGGUGAGGAGGACCGUCGGCUACAGGGCCUGGCGCAAACCCAGGCAUCCCGCCGCCAACUGCUGAGGGAGGUCUGUGCCAAAUACCAGCCGGGCAUCACCAAGCGCCCCGUGUCCCGCCGGCAGGUGUCCCGCGUCUACGUGGAGGACAGGUCAGGCCUGCUGUACUGUGAGGUGCCCAAAGCUGGCUGCUCCAACUGGAAGCGGGUGCUGAUGGUCCUGGGCGGCAGCGCCACCUCCACGCACGUCAUCGCCCACGACAAUGCCCACUACGCCAACCAGCUCCGCCGACUAGACGCCUACGACCAGGCGGGCGUGGCCAAGCGCCUCCGCUCCUACACCAAGGUCCUCUUCGUACGGGAGCCCUUCGAGAGGCUUGUGUCGGCCUUCCGCGACAAGUUCGAGAGCCCGAACUCGUACUACCACCCGGUGUUCGGCCGGCCCAUCAUCUCCCGGUACCGGGCCAAUGCCUCGCGCACCGCCCUAAGGACCGGCGCUGGGGUCACCUUCAGAGAGUUUGUCCAGUACCUGUUAGAUGUGAGACGGCCCGUGGGCAUGGACAUCCACUGGGAGCCGGUCAGCCAGCUCUGCAGCCCCUGCCUGCUGCACUAUGAUUUCAUCGGGAAGUUCGAGAGCCUGAAGGAGGAGGCCAACUUCCUGCUACAGAGCAUCGGGGCGCCUAGCAACCUAACUUUCCCUGACUUUAAAGACAGGAACCCAAAGGCAGAAAGGACUUCCUCCACCAUCACCCAGAGAUACUUUGAGCAAUUGAACUCCACAGAGAGACAGAGGGCCUAUGACUUUUAUUACAUGGAUUAUCUGAUGUUUAACUACCCCAAGCCCUUUAAAGACCUGUACUGAGGUACUGGCUGGAUUGCCAGGUUGAGAUUAAUAUGAACACUACGGAAGAGAUUAUUAUCCUGUGGGACUUGAAUAAGCACUACAGGCACAUUCAUGUGAAGGAUUAUUUUUACGGGUCUUAUUUACAAAUGGCUAAAAUUAUGAUUUCAUGUGAUUACUUUGGGCAUAGGUUGUAGGCCUACAGGUUUUUGUUAUAAAGCUUUGUAUAGUGUGUCAAAUGCAUUUUUUAUUGAUUGGCAGACCAGUGACUUCUAUGAAGUGACCUUGGGUUAAGAAUGAAUGAUCUGUUAAUUGUGUAAUUCUUACAGCAUUGUUAUGUGAAGGUAUACUUUUUGGUCAUCUUCAAUCAUGUGUAUUCUUAUUCUGCAGUAAGUUUAUGAAAAGAAGGGAAAGAGAGAAGCUAGAUACAGUUGAAGUCGGAGGUUUACAUACACUUAGGUUGGAGUCAUUAAAACUCAU
Molecule: messenger RNA, 2245 nt
Organism: Coregonus clupeaformis (lake whitefish)
Lineage: Eukaryota; Metazoa; Chordata; Actinopteri; Salmoniformes; Salmonidae
Product: carbohydrate sulfotransferase 8-like
Exons: 5
Coding region: 428-1786 (452 amino acids)
Biological process (GO): proteoglycan biosynthetic process; carbohydrate biosynthetic process
Cellular component (GO): membrane
Molecular function (GO): sulfotransferase activity
Source: RefSeq, a predicted model, not a curated record